Medicago truncatula (barrel medic) is the source of this 1407-nucleotide messenger RNA. RefSeq lists its product as uncharacterized. Bases 1 to 1407 code for a protein of 468 amino acids. The record is from RefSeq and is a predicted model, not a curated record. NCBI's taxonomy places the organism in Eukaryota, Viridiplantae, Streptophyta, Magnoliopsida, Fabales, Fabaceae. The transcript has a single exon.
AUGAGUUCAAAAUCAACCUAUGUUGCUUCUGCUUCUACCUCUAAUGGCUCCAUCUCUGAAAAUGCCACCGUUGAUUCUAAGAUUGAAGUUCCAAAAGAUGAUGCUGAAAUAAUUUGGGAACAUGGAAUUUCAAUUGAUGGUGAAAAUGCAAUCCAAUGCAAGUAUUGUGAUGAAAUAAUAACGGGUGGGCUAUACAGAUUUGCGAUUCACUUGCUUGGAUCUGAACAUGGUAGUGAAGCUUGUCGUAAAGAUGUUAAUGAUGAGGUGGAUGAGGAUGAGGGGGAGGGGAGAAAGUGUGUCGAAGUUGGCAAAAAAAGAAAAGGAAAUAAUGUUGGUGGUGAAAGUUUUGAUUUUGAAGAUAUUUUCAAGAAAAAAACAGAUGGCGCAUUAGCUAGUGGUGAUAAUAAAAAUGAGGAGGAAGCGUGUCGAGCGAUUGCGAGGUUUUUCUACAACAAUUUAAUACCAAUGAAGGCGGUGAAGAGUAUGGAGUUUGUUCGAAUGUGUGAUAUGGUUUCGAGAUGUGGUGUAGGGUUUGUGCCGCCGUCUUUUGAUGAGAUUAAAGGGAAGUAUUUGAGGGAAGAAGUUAAGUUGGUCAAUAAAGCUUUGGACGAUCAUCAUAGAGUUCAAUGGAAGAAAACAGGGUGUUGUAUAAUGGUUGAUGGAUGGACUGAUAAGAAGAAGAGGAGUAUAUUGAAUUUGUUGGUGAAUAGUUUGAAUGGGACAUUCUUUUUGAAGUCGGUUGAUGCGUCAGAUAUGAUGGAAUCGCCUGAGAAAUUGUUUAAGAUGAUGGAUGAUGUUGUUGAAGAGGUUGGGGAAGAAAAUGUUGUUCAAGUUGUAACGGAUAAUACGACUUAUUUCAAAGCUGCUGGUGAGAUGUUGAUGGAGAAGAGGACUAGGUUGUAUUGGACACCUUGUGCGACACACUGCAUUGAGAUGAUGUUGGAAGAUUAUGAGAAAAAGAUACCUGUUUAUGAAGAGAUAAUUACAAAGGGUAAAAAAAUUACAGAUUUUAUUUCUUCGAGGGAUUCUCUCAUUUCUCUAUUGCAUAAGUUUACGGAAGGAAUAGAUUUGGUGAGACAAGGCAUUACUUCUUGUGCCACAACUUACUUAACUUUAGACCGUCUUCAUGAGACCAAGGAAGCUUUGAGAAGAAUGUUCACAUCCAUGGCAUGGAAGUCUAGCCAGUUUGCGAAAACAAGUUGUGGGAAAUUUGUUGAGGAUGUGGUUUUGGACAAGGAGUUUUGGAAAAAUGUUAUGAUUUGUUUGAACGGCGCAAAUCCUCUGCUUGAUGUGCUUCGUUUGGUCAAUACAAUCGAUGAACCAGCCACUGGUUUCAUUUAUGAAGCAAUGGAGAAAGCUAAAGAUGAAAUACGAAGGGGUCUUUCCGAAGGUGGCACCGAAAGGUAA